This is a messenger RNA of Ceratitis capitata (Mediterranean fruit fly), 925 nucleotides long. Its product is annotated as C-type lectin lectoxin-Lio2. The coding region runs from base 229 to 843 and encodes 204 amino acids. Gene Ontology annotation, cellular component: external side of plasma membrane. Gene Ontology annotation, molecular function: carbohydrate binding. Lineage: Eukaryota; Metazoa; Arthropoda; Insecta; Diptera; Tephritidae. Gene Ontology annotation, biological process: biological process involved in interspecies interaction between organisms. The record is from RefSeq and is a predicted model, not a curated record. The transcript is spliced from 3 exons.
UCUCACUAAUUACUAUUUUACUAAUGAGCUUUGUGGCAGCUUUCUCGGAAUAUCGCUGAUAAGUUACUGCAAUGACAAUGAUUGAUGGUUCCUUUGAGAUAAUUUCUCUAUGGAAAACUCUCUUGAAGUCUUUAAAGACCACACAAAACUAUAAAAGCUAACAGUUUGUGCUUAAUUUCCGUAUCGAAAGUGCUUUAUUAAAAAUUGUUCCUUUUUUUUUGGAUAGAAAUGCUAAAAUACGGUUUAUUUGUAAUUUUCAUUUGCUUCGUUGCAGAAAAUUUGUCUGCUGAAUAUUCCACCGAAAGUCCCCUAGAAAACACGACCGAUGAUAUUUAUGCCGGUUUAAUAUUUCCAAACUUUUCGAUAGAAGCUUUAGAUGGGCCGAACUAUCGCGCAUUCCCACGUCAGGUAAUACCGAAAAAGUUUGUCGUGGUGGCCUAUGCCAAGGCCAAUUGGUUUAAAGCUCAACAAUUUUGCGGUUAUCAAGGACUUGCGUUAGCCAGUAUUACUUCAUAUGAAGAAGAUCAAGUUCUGCAAAAGUUUUUGUAUAAUAAUAAUCUAUCCUUCAAUUCUGAGGAAUAUUGGCUCAGCGGUUCGAAACAUGCCGAUGGUCGUGAAUGGAUUUGGUUCAACUCAGGUCGUCCGGUUGCCUUCAGCCGUUGGGCAUUGGGCAGACCGCUUGGAGUUUUGGGCAGUAGAAAAUGUUUGGCUAUGAUGGCUAAUGGCCAGUGGACCAAUGAUCGUUGUGAGAAGGAAAAAUAUUUCAUUUGCGAGACCCGUUGUCCAUUGAACAGUUAUGAUUUACCAAUCUACGAGGAAGUUAAAGAGGACAAAUAUUUAUAGAACGUAAAAUGUAGUUCGUAAUAAAUUUUUUUAUUUUAUUUUUAAGCUGAGAAGAAAAUAUUAAAGUUUUUCGAUAAAAGCA